Messenger RNA from Lates calcarifer (barramundi perch), 2503 nucleotides. Its product is annotated as tumor necrosis factor alpha-induced protein 2. Bases 98 to 2119 code for a protein of 673 amino acids. Lineage: Eukaryota; Metazoa; Chordata; Actinopteri; Centropomidae. Gene Ontology annotation, cellular component: exocyst. Gene Ontology annotation, biological process: exocyst localization; exocytosis. The record is from RefSeq and is a predicted model, not a curated record. Gene Ontology annotation, molecular function: SNARE binding. The transcript is spliced from 12 exons.
AUGAAAUGAUAUUUGCAUCUCAUCGUUGGUUCAGAGCUUUAUCAACCUGCUGCAGACGAACUUUACACACCUCUGAGUCCUGCUGCCUUCAGGAGCGAUGUGUUUGACGCUUCGCGGAUGUCUCCCCUGCAGAUCCUGCAGAGAAAAAGACUUGCCAGCGCCUUCCUCAAACUCUCAAAGGAUGCGGACCCGGUCGGACUCCAGCGAGCCAGACGGCACCAGACCCAACUUUCUCCCCGGACUCACCGCGAGAGCGUCGGGAGGAAACUGGUUUCGGGGAAAACUCCCGAGGUUAUUCAGAAGCCCCAGAGGUCAGGACACUGUCAACAUCACCUCCACGACCGAUGGACACCACUCACCCAAAGAUGAGGAGCCUCAGAACGUCAUCCUCACAUUUGAGGAAAACCUUGGUCUACACAAGUACAGCGAGGCCAGCCAGCUGCUGAUACAGAGAGAGGAGUCUUUAUUUGGGGAGAUAACUGAGUUAGAUUCACUUGCACGUCAUGAGGAAGAAGUAAACGACCUCGCUGAAGACUACGGAAUCCUUAAACGCAACAUCCUGCAGACUCUGCUGCAGAGUCUUAAAGCAGAUGCCAACACAGAGGCUCUGACGUCUGCGGUGAAGGCCAUCUACCAGGAGGACAAGCAGGACGGGCUGUGGAGGCAGACGGAUCGGACGCGCCCGGGCUGGAGGCCCAACAGCUGGAGGGAGCUGCACGACGCAACUCUCCACAACCUGGUAAAUGAGCGUAUGGAUUACCCCUCGACACCCUCUGCUAACCAGGAAGGGCAGUCGUCUGUCGAGGCACACAUCCACAGCAUGGGCAGGCAGCUGAAGGACGACUUACUGAUGGUGGUGGAGGUGGUGAGGAACUGCUACCCACCAGAGACGGACAUCUGUAACGUUUACGCCAGGCUGUACCACCAAACCUUCAGCGCCAGACUCAGGAAGGUCGCAGACUUUGGUCUGGAGGACAAGGACUGUCAAUUCCUCCUGCGCUGGGUGAACGAGUAUUAUCCAGGACUCCUUCAAAAGCCGGCGCUGGCCAGUGAGAUCAAUGCUGAAGCUCUGGGAAAGCUGCUGCCUCCAGAGUUACUGGAGCCUCUGGAGGAACAGUACCUCAGCAAACAACAGCAUGAGCUGAUGACUUACAUCAGGCGUGUCCUGGAGGAAGCAAAGGAAAUGUGGAAUAACGGACAGGAGCCGAUGAGAGAGGACGGCUGCUACGUCAGUCCUGUGGCCUACGACAUCAUUCAGCUUGUCAAUGGUAUGGUGACUUCAGCUAAAACAGUGUUGGGAGACCUGCACAAAGCCCAGAGCAUAACGAGCAAACUGAAUGGUUUAAUGCAGAGCUUCAAGACCUUCCAGGACGAGGUCAUGAGGCAAAACAAACCCAACAGCAAAGCGUUCACCAAGGCGAACCUCGGCAACAUCGAACAGUUCAGGGACACCCUCACGAAAAACGGCGAUCUGUUCCUGGAGGAUGUGCGGAAAGACUGUUUGUCUGUUCUGACUGACAUGAAAGAAUCUGCCCACAUGUAUUUAUUAAGCCCUGUGCACGAGGUCCUCAAGCCACAGUACCGCAAACUGGGAACCAGUGACUGGUUGAACAAGCCUCUGUUUGAGAAGCUGCUGGUCAGCAUUCAGGCAGAGAUUCAAGAACUUCAGGGCUCAAAAGAAUCCUGUCACCAGGAGCUGAUGAGCAAGUUUCAUCAGGAAGUGACAGUGGAAUAUGUGAAGAGGCUCCUGAGAGGAGAGGUGAAGCUGAAGGACAAGGAACGACAGGAUAAGGCCUACGUGACCGUGAAGAACGACGCAGAGCGUCUGCACAGCUUAUUCAUCAAAAUGGGUUCAAAGGAGGAUUGGCUGAAGGAAAUCCUGAUCAAGAUUGCAGAAGUGCUGAAACUCCAAGAGCUCCCCGCCAUACAGAUGCAAGUAGCGUCACUGGGAAGCGCUUUUCCUGACCUCAGUGAAAAACACGUUUCGGCUCUGCUCAAGCUCAAGACAAACUUCUCCAGAGCCGACAGGAAAACGGUCAAAGCGACUCUGACAGACACUUUAACAGUAGCCGGUGAGACUAGCGCUCCGCCGUUUUUCUCCAAAGUUCAGGUCAGAUGAGCGGUUUGCCACGAGGAUGCACUAUUGUGUCUGUGUGUUAGAUUUGUGUGCAAGUAUGAUGAGGUGUUUUGCAGAGUACUGUGUGCAGACUGAUUGUAAAAUGAUGAGUGUUGCUGUAUCAAUGUAUAAGCUACAGUUAUUCGUCUUAGUAAAUAUGGUGCUUUUCACUGCUAAGAAAAGAACAGGGUCAGUAUUAUGUAUAUAUUUUUUUUUACAUCAAAUCAGUGUCACAGUUUGUCCUGUAUUUCUUAUCAUACAUGUGCAAUAGAGGGAGACAGCAAAUGUAAUAUUUUUACAUGUUUUGUGUCACUUCAUCUGAUGUAUAGAUUGUUAUGUAAGUGUUAAAUGUAAGUUAAAUUUAUAAAUAAACUUGGUAAAACCUCA